Vairimorpha ceranae is the source of this 2859-nucleotide messenger RNA. RefSeq names its product dna helicase. The transcript has a single exon. Gene Ontology annotation, molecular function: 5'-3' DNA helicase activity; single-stranded DNA helicase activity; ATP binding. NCBI's taxonomy places the organism in Eukaryota, Fungi, Microsporidia, Nosematidae. Bases 1 to 2859 code for a protein of 952 amino acids. The record is from RefSeq and is a predicted model, not a curated record.
AUGUCCGAAAUUUCAAAUAAAAAAUUUAAAUUUGAAUUUAAAUCUUCUAUUUCUUUUUGGAGUGACACAAAUAAAGAUAAUUUUGAAAAAGAUUUACAAAUAGCAGAAAGCGAAUUGUCAUUCACAUCAGCUGAAAUUAAUUCAAAAACCGAAUCUUUUAAACCAUCUAACAUUAAAUUUAUUAUUCGCGACAUUUUUAAAUCUGAAGAUAGUAUCACAUUGUAUGGUGAUGAUGUAGUUUGCACUGUUGAUGGCGAAUGGUGCUCGAUAGAUUUCGAAAUUAAUACUAAAAUAACCGUAAUGAGCUGCUUAUGCUGCGACAAAGAUUUACAAAAAAUUAUAAAAGACAGUUAUAUACACGUAUAUGUAAAUGAUGAAGAAAAUUAUCUUUUUAUUGAAGAUGAUCUUCUUACAAUAACCAAUCUUGUGUCUAGUAUUCGAUGUAUUAAUAAUCCAUAUCUUAACGGUAAAAUAGCUGACAUAGGAUUCACUUUUAAUGAUAAAUGUUUGGUAAAUGGGAUUAUUUUACAUGAAAUAAUGGAAGAUUGUAUCUUAAACCAGAAUUUUAAACUAUCCUACAUAACAAAAAGCAUUAGUGCUGGAAUUAAAAAAAAUCUUAUGAAUAUUUACUGCUGUAAUACCAGUGAAAAAGUAGUUAGAGAUGAUAUAACUUCUUUAAUAGGCAAUAUUAUAUCAUUUAAUAAACAAAAUUUAGUUUUUAAUGAAUGUGAAAAGCGCAUUGCUUCCCUUUCAAUGAACUUAAAAGGGAAUGUCGAUGCUGUAGGUUUAGAAAAUAAUAUUGUUUUAGAAAUUAAGAGCGGAAAAUCUAUGGAUAUUUCUCAUAAAGCACAAGUAAUUCUUUACAGUCUUAUUCUUAAGGAGAAAUAUAGGACUAAUUUUCAAUCUUAUCUUUUUUACAUAACUGCUAAUAAUUUUGUCAAUGUAGAUAUUAAACAUUCUGAAGUUAAGUCUCUAAUGAUUCUUCGUAAUAAAUUGGCUAUGCACAAUAGUAUUACUAAUUGUAGCUGCUGUGAAUAUGAUCCAUGUAGAAUUAUACAAAAAAUUCUUAAUCUGUCUGAUUCUCAUUGGUUAAAAAAAAUGUGGAAUGCGUUAGAAAAGGAAGAAAGCUUUAGAUUAAAAGAAACAUGGCAUUUAGUUAAAUUUAAAAAGCAAUGCAAUCAAAUUGUAGUCUUUGCUUAUGAUAGUAAAAAUAUUGUAGUAGAUGAUAUUUAUGUAAAUAUCUACACCGAAGAUUUAGUAAAGCUAUGUAAAGGUAUUAUAAACGAGAUGGAUAGCAUUUUUCUACACGUUUCACUUAGUGAAAAAAUUAAUUUAGAAAAAAAUAAUAAUUAUUAUAUUAGUUUUGGAAAUAGUGAUGUGUUUUUUAAAUUUAUGAGAUAUAGUUUAAUAUACAUUGCCUAUUUUAGAUAUUUACAAAAAAAUAAAACAGGCGGAUUUUUUUUGCCUGAUGAAGAUAAAGGAUUUUUUGAAGAAGAAGAUUCGUUUGAAUAUUUUAGCAGUGACGAGAUAGAAACUUCUAAGGUUGCUAUGGGUGAUAGUGUUGUAGAAAAAAAUAAUAAUACGAUUGUUAAAAAUAAUGUUAACACUGCAAAUAAAACUCGAGAUUGUUGUUUAAAUAAACAUUCGUUUGAUGACACAUGUACAAAUAAAUAUGACGAAAUCGAAAAAGAUUUGAAAAAAAAGUAUACUGAAAAUCUUGCAAGCUCGUCACUCGACUCUGGCAUAUUUUCAUCAUUAGAUAGACAGAUAAAUCACGUUAUAGAUGAUCAAAAAAAAUUAUCCUUAGAAACCAAUUCAUCAUCCUUUGCUUAUUUUACUCCGUUGCCACCCGAACCAAAGAGAUACAAAUAUCAAAUUCCUGAAAUUUAUAUGUCAAAAUUUUUACGUUUAAAUGAAAAUCAGAAGGCUGCAUUAUAUUCCGCACUGAAUUGCGAAAAUUAUAAAAUAGUGCAUGGCAUGCCGGGAACUGGAAAAAGCAGUGUUAUUGUUUUGUUAAUUAAGAUUUUAGUAUAUUUAAAUAAAAAGGUUCUACUGGUUUGUUACACAAAUCUUGCUAUAACAAAUAUAUUAAGUAGAUUAAAAACUAUACGUAGCUACCGAGCAUGUAAAGAAAAUAUUAACUUUUCUAGUGUGCAAGAAAUAAAAACUUAUUUUCGAAAUGUCGAUCUUGUAGCAAGCACUUGCUUUGGAUUUCGAGAUCCAAUAUUUUUAGAACGAUCGUUUGAUUAUUGUAUCAUAGAUGAGGGAUCACAACAACAUCUUCUUUUAACUCUUAUUCCUAUUUCUCUUUGUCAAAAAUUUGUUAUUUUUGGGGAUCAUUUGCAAUUAAAACCUUUAUCUAAAUCUUGUACGGAUCUUAAUAUGUCUUUAUUCGAAUAUUUACUUGAUGUUAAUCAUUCAGAAUUGACUAUUCAGUACAGAAUGGGCCCAAAUAUUAUGCGUUUGUCAAAUGAACUUUUUUAUGAUGGCAAGCUUCAACUAGGUAGAUCUAUAGAAGAUUCCGUUUGUUUUAUAGAUUCUUCUACUAUAGAAUAUUCUAAAUUUAUAAAGGAUGUAUAUGAUACAACUAUUCUGUGUUAUUUUAAUUCACAAGUUAAAAUAACGAAAGAAUUAACUGAUUGUCAAGUAGAAACCGUUGAUAGAUUUCAGGGUUCUGAAGCCAAUAAUAUUAUUGUUGUUUUUGAUCCUGUAGUAAAAUGCGAUGUUAUUGAGUCUAAAGAAAGAUUAAAUGUGGCACUUACACGAGCAAAAAGGAGUCUUAUUUUAAUAGGCGAUUUGACAAAGAUGAAAGAUAUUUAUAUUAUUAAUAGAUUAUUACAAAUUUUAAAUAUUGUGUAA